This is a messenger RNA of Maniola jurtina (meadow brown), 3704 nucleotides long. It is a transcript of the gene grsm, whose product is annotated as probable aminopeptidase NPEPL1. The transcript is spliced from 12 exons. Gene Ontology annotation, cellular component: cytoplasm. NCBI's taxonomy places the organism in Eukaryota, Metazoa, Arthropoda, Insecta, Lepidoptera, Nymphalidae. Gene Ontology annotation, biological process: proteolysis. The record is from RefSeq and is a predicted model, not a curated record. Bases 226 to 1827 code for a protein of 533 amino acids. Gene Ontology annotation, molecular function: metalloaminopeptidase activity; manganese ion binding.
CGUCAGUCGUCACUCGUCACAUCAAGCAAUGAUUUGGCAAUAAGUGGAGUAAAAAUUUAUGUUAAAUAAAUCAAAAGAAAGCUUAUCAUUGCACUUUCUUCGCGAUAAAAUAACAUAAACAGUUGCUGUUUAAUUUAUCAAUCGAUACAUGAUAUCAAUGUUGUCCAGAUAACAAUUUCACGGUGCAGUAGAUUGUGAAAAGUGGGUGGAUCUCAACUAAGAAGAAUGUCUCACUCACCAGUUAGCAUAAAGUUCAAGUGGGGUCUGAGUGCGUCAGACCCUGAGCAAAAGCCAGUGCUGUUUGUGGGGCAGGCCUCCCACCUUGCUGCCUUGUCUUGGCAGGAUGUUAGCUGCAAGCUCGAGCCCAAAGUCUCUGAAGAGGCAUGGCGCCGAGGCAUCAACGUAGCCUCGCCAGGCGAGCUGUGCGAGAUUUGGCCGCGCGCUGCGUCGCUAGGGGUCCUGCCACCGCGCCGCUCGCGCCACGCGGCGCCCGCACGCUCGCACGCACUGUCCAAACUCGUGCGCUCCGGCUUACGCUCCUCUUCUGAGGAGUUUGUAGUGCUGGUAUGUCGCAAGCGAGACGUCCUCGCGAGCGCAGUGGCGAUCGCCCGCGCGAUACCGCUGUACAGCGCGCGCUCCGGACCCAGCCCGCUGCCCGGCAGCCUCACGCCGCCCGUCACCCCCACCACUACUACGAGGAACACCCUCACUGUAGAAAUACACAUUGCACAAGAUGAAGGUGACUCGGAAGAAGAAGGCCUGGGUCCCUUAGACCCCGAACUCCUAGAGAAUACGUUAUCAACUGAGGAGUUGAGCACGAUACAAGACGUAGCGGACGCGACCAGGCUCGCCGCGCGUAUCACUGACACGCCCGCUAAUAUCAUGGACGUGGACGCGUUUAUUGAGGAAGCGUGCAAAGUAGCCAAAGAUCUGGAUAUAGCCGAGCCGACGAUAAUCCGUGGAGAGGAACUGAAGGAGCGGGGCAUGGGUGGCAUCUACGGCGUGGGUAAGGCCUCCGUGAAGCCGCCUGCACUCGUCGCACUCUCGUACACCGCCGCAGGUGCGACAGAGACGGUCGCGUGGGUCGGCAAGGGCAUCGUGUACGACACCGGCGGUCUGAGCAUUAAGGCACGGACCUCCAUGGUGGGCAUGAAGGGCGACUGUGGGGGUGCAGCCGCGGUGUUAGCUGCCUUCUCAGCGCUGGUAAAAGCCAAGCCCAGCAUUAACCUGCACGCGGUAUUGUGCCUCGCUGAAAACUCCGUCGGACCCAACGCUACCAGACCUGACGAUAUCCACCAGCUGUAUUCAGGGCGCACUGUAGAAAUCAAUAAUACUGAUGCUGAAGGUCGCUUAGUGCUAAGCGACGGCGUCGUAUUCGCUCAGCGGGAUUUGAAGGCGGAUACCAUUGUUGACGUCGCCACACUCACUGGAGCACAGGGUACAGCAACAGGCAAAUACCACGCGGCCAUCAUAUCCAACUCAGCUCGCCUGGAGAGCCUCUGCGUGAGCUCGGGUCUGGUCUCCGGGGACUUGGCUCAUGCUCUGCCCUUCGCUCCGGAGCUUCACUUCUCCGAGUUCAGCAGUGUCGUGGCCGAUAUGAAGAACAGUGUUGCUCAGGACCGAAACAACGCUCAGCCAUCUUGUGCGGGGCUGUUCAUCUUGGCACACCUCGGGUUUGACUUCACCGGCGCCUGGCUGCACGUGGACAUGGCGGCGCCCGCGCAUUGCGGCGAGCGUGCAACCGGCUACGGUGUAGCACUGCUGACGGUUCUGUUUGGCGCCCAGACGCGCAGUCGACUGCUCAAGGCGUUGUCGCCCAACAAGUGACGACGGUACACUCUCACCACCGUCCGCGUGAGCGGCCUCUAACCACCACCACUACCAGCCACCAUAAGUCCCAUCUAUAUGACGUGCAAAAUAUGGCUGAAAAAGAAAUGUGUUGCAUUGAAUCAGGAGUUACUUUGCGGAAUUCCAUGAUAUCGAGGAAGAAAAAGUUUAAUUUGCUAUAAUCCGUCAAAACAGAGUAAUCUAUGUGGUACAACGUGCAGUAUGCGGUAUGCACCGUCUCCCUUCCCUCUACUAAAGAAGCAGGAAAAGCAAGCAAUCUAUUUCUUUUAUCAUAGCAUGAUAGCAAUAUUUCAUAUUGGUGGUACAAAGUGGUGAAGCGUGUUUUGCGAAAUCAUAAUACUUAUAAGUACACGAAAUAUUAAUUAGAAUUGCCUCAAUAGAAACAUUAAAUAAUUAUUUAAUAAAAAUAAUUACACAUUUCACACGAAAUAAUAAACAAACACCAUCAACUGAGAGUAUCAUACCAAAAUAAUAGUGUGUUCAAAUAAAUAUAAUAAUGUUUUAUAGAAAAUUUCUCAAAAAAAAAAGAUUUACGCGCAACACACACCUGCAGAGUGGAGUGGAGCUGAGGCGCACCGCGACAGCUCACGACAGUUAGGAAAGUUGUAACGAAACGCCAAACUUCGCCUACCCAUUUCGUCUGGUAGGCUAUGAAACUGUACUAGGAUUUCACAUCACCCCUAACCUAAUAUUUGACAGAUGUCGAUUGAAGAUUAAAAGCAAAAGUAGCCUUGCUCUAGUUCACUCUGGCUGCAUCUUUGUAUAAGACAACUCAGACUCUUAUUUUCUACAUUGUCAUCAUACAUUUAAAAUUCAUCAUCAUGAACAACCCAUCACUUGACGAUUUAUAGGCCGCCACGCUGGCCCAAUGCGAAUUGGCAGACUUCACUCACCUUUGAGAACAUUAUGGAAAACUUUCAGGCGUGCCGGUUUCCUACUUGCCUUCACCAUCAAUUGCUCAAAAGUUAAUGUCCUGAUGCCACUCAACUCUGCAGAUGUGCGUUGCUCCUUAGGUUUAGAUUUUUUUCUAGUAAUAAUAUCUUUUCGUGUCAAGUUAUUUCGAACUUUUAUAAAUAGCUAUUGUAUUGGAUUUUUUUUAAGGAAAAUAUUUUAUUAUGUAGUAAAAUUUUUUUUUUGUCACUAACAAUAAUUUAUUAUAUUGUUAUAAAAACAAAAUAUUUUUAUGGCUUAAUAGUAAUCAACUGUUGGGGAAUAAAUAAAUAAUAACUUUAUUUUAUUACGAUUGUGAUUCCAACUUGUACUUUAUGCGAUUUAUCAGCAUUUGUUUUUUUUAGAUUUUCUUUAUUUUUAAUACCCCAUAGACAAAGAGCCUUGUAUUAUGAAACUUCCGGUUCUUGGAUUGCGAUCAUCGUUCCUAUAUUUGGGUGAAUUGAUAGAUAUUAAAUAGAUAGAAUCUGGAGUAUAUGGGUUUGAUAAAAGUGCCAUACCCCUUUCAGCAACAAUCUGCAUCGUUACUUGUACAUCGUACGUACCUACGUCAUGUUAGAAUUUAGUAAAAAACAUCAAUAGAAGAUGUAGGUCUCAAUAAAAGCCGCCAUUCUAAAUGCUAAAGUAUUGUUCGCGUUACUUCUGUCCAAAAAAUAUCAGAGUUAUUUUCAAGUUGUACCUUAGAAAGAGGCAAGACUUUUACUUCAACAAGACAUGUAGAACCGAGGGAGUGAAAUGAGUUUAUAUAAAAUGAUUGCGAUCAUCGUAACAGUCGUAUUAAAAUUCCGUAAUACGGGGCAAGGCUAGUUUAAAAGCGUUUAUAUCAGACAAUAGUUAACGUAGUAGGUAUAGAUGUAAGGCAAAUAACACCAGUGUUCAUUAUAUCAUAAUCACACUAAUAUUAUAAA